Helianthus annuus (common sunflower) is the source of this 675-nucleotide messenger RNA. RefSeq lists its product as uncharacterized. The transcript has 2 exons. The record is from RefSeq and is a predicted model, not a curated record. Bases 1 to 675 code for a protein of 224 amino acids. NCBI's taxonomy places the organism in Eukaryota, Viridiplantae, Streptophyta, Magnoliopsida, Asterales, Asteraceae.
AUGACAAUUAGGAAGAAUCUCACUACGUGUAUUCACGACGCCCAACAAGAAGCAUUGAAGGAAGAGAACCUUAAAGCUGAACUUCUCCGGGGUAUGGAGAAACAGUUGGUGCCAAACGAGGAAGGAACCUUAUACUUUAUGGGACACAUCUGGGUUCCGCUCUUUGGCGAGGCUCGUGGUCGACAGAAAAGCUAUGCUGACCGAAGACGGAAACCGUUAGCUUUCGAUGAAGGAGACAUGGUUCUGUUGAAAGUCUCGCCUUGGAAGGGUGUAGCGAGGUUCGGGAAACGUGGAAAGUUGAAUCCACGAUAUAUUUUUCCAUUCAAAAUUUUGGAGAAAAUUGGUACCGUGGAGUACAAAUUGGAGUUACCGGAGGAACUAAAUGGUGUACACGAUACGUUCCACAUGUCAAACCUCAAAAAGAGUCCAACUCAAGAGACCGUUGUCAUCCCUACGGAUGAGGUUCAUAUUGACGACAAGCUCCGAUUCACAGAAGAACCUGUUGAGGUGAUGGACUGGAAGGUCCAGAAUACGAGGAGAAGUCGCAUUAAACUGGUUAAAGUACGUUGGAACUCUAAACACGUACCUGAGUAUACUUGGGAACGCGAGGACCAGUUCAAAGCUAAGUACCGCCACUUGUUCCAGGAAGAUCCUGAGAGAGAUAACUCAGCAUGA